This is a messenger RNA of Nicrophorus vespilloides, 6914 nucleotides long. Its product is annotated as supervillin. Lineage: Eukaryota; Metazoa; Arthropoda; Insecta; Coleoptera; Silphidae. The record is from RefSeq and is a predicted model, not a curated record. Gene Ontology annotation, molecular function: phosphatidylinositol-4,5-bisphosphate binding; actin filament binding. The transcript has 15 exons. The coding region runs from base 350 to 6664 and encodes 2104 amino acids. Gene Ontology annotation, biological process: cytoskeleton organization; barbed-end actin filament capping; actin filament severing. Gene Ontology annotation, cellular component: actin cytoskeleton; cytoplasm.
UGUGUGCAUGCCUCAUAAUCUACAGGUUGUUGGAAAGAUCCAUCCGACCGAACGUACAGUGAGCAUAGCCAGUUGUGAGUGAGUUUCGCGUGCGCUCGCAUUCCUUGCCCAGCUCCUUGCCAAGGACCAAAAACUUCACAAUCCACGAGGAAAUAUUUACUUUACACUCUACCAACAAAUCUACAAGAACUAGUGCAUAACAUAGUGAGUGCCCGCAUACGAAAACCUCGAUCUCGUUAAUUGUAUUAGGUGUACGGAGAGAUCAGGAGGAAGCGUUGGAGGAGCUUUGGGUUCGAGGAGGAUAAGGAGGUCAUGCAGUUUUCUUGAGUUGUCGCUUUAUGAAGAAGGGAUGUCUGAGCAAAGGACCGAAUCGAGGGCGGAGAGGAUGGCCCGGUACAAGGAGGAGAGGAGGAGGCAGCUCGCAGUACAAUUUAGCGAGAGCGCGAACCGCCUCCAGAAGGACUCAUCGAGCGGGUCAGAUGGGCCGAGGACGACGAAGGCUUCCAGACUUAGAGCAGCAGCCAAUGCCAACAACGAUGCCAAUUCUAGUCUCAAAAUUGAUAAUGCUAAAGAGUCUCCAAAGAGUCCGGUGUCCUCGAUAACGAGUCCUUGCGAUUCCCCGAGACCGAAGUAUGAGAAGGAUAAGAGCAGCAAAAGGAAAUCAAACCUGAACCGUUCACUGAACUGCGAAGAAGUUCCAGUUGAUGCAAACGACGACAACAAAAACAGAAGAAGACGCCGGCGUUUCUUCCCUCCAGAAGUGUUAGUUAACUCCAAUGAACAGACGUCUAGGAGCGAUGCUAGUCUCACUGCCAAUCUGUCGCCGCUGUCUUCACCGAUCACUGCCUCAGCCACUACCCUCAGGGCGAUCCCCAGGAAGUCGGAGCUUAGCAUACAUAUGGAAAAUGCUCGAAAGGGGGUCACGUCCGCGCCAUCAUCAACUGUUCAUCAGGAUAUUGCAGCAAAAUUCAACGUUACCGCAAGAACCAGGAGGGUCGUGACAUCGAGCCCUUUGAAACAACGACCAUCAUCAGACAAAGAAAUCAACGGAAACAUGAAACAAUCCAACAAAGAAAACAUUAAACGAAAGACUGACGAAAUAAGUAAAAAACAAAAACAAGUGCCUCAAAACAACAACGACUCUUCAUCGACGAGGAGUACACGAAUUUCAAAAAGAAUGGAAGAGCUCUCGAAUCUGACCAGGGAGACGUUGGCCAGAGUCGAGCGUUUAGCGAAUAGAAGUAAGGAAUCUCCGAAACGAGAUCCACCAGCAAAGAAGAAGGAACAGGAGGUGACACCCUCACCACCAGUGUCAAUCCUGAAGCGUAAAGUGUCACAAGAGGAGUCGAAAACGUUGGUCACGCCCCCUGUCACUUUUUCGCCGAACGUAAUUGAGCCAGCAACAACUAAUCGUAAACAAGGAAUACUUAAGAAGCGACGCAGCUUAGAUGAGUCUCAAGUCUUAAGGCAUCGGAGCUGCAGUCCGGACGUUGCUGGCAAAUCGGACGCACGCUCUAUUUUGAAAACCAAGAGAAGAUCAUCACUGGAAGAAAUCACUCGAGUUUCAACAGAUGGUAUUCAGGGUAUACUUAAGAGGAGGACUUCGCGCAACGAAGACGAUUUUGAUAACUCUUUAAAUUCACCACAAAGUAUUCUUAAGCGGAGAUCUGGAGCCAGCAGUGCUGGUUCAUCAUCAAGUACCCAUCACCACGUCUCCAUAGCCACUGCCGUAAUCCUAGCAGCCGCCGAGGGAGCGGAAAUUAUUUUAGAUUCAGUUAAACCUAUCUUAAAGAAGAAAAGCUUUUCGGAGGAUUGCCCUAACGGUGACGCCAAUAAUGACCUGAAGCCUAUCCUCAAGAAGAAGUCUAGCACGGACACGGACGAUUCCGAGGAGAAACCCAAGAGGCCCAUCUUGAAACAGAAAGACACGAACUCAAAUCAAAACCUGAACGAUUCAUGUUCCGAAUGCGAAGUGAAGCCCAUUCUGAAGCCUAGGUUGUCCUUUGGUGAACCGAGUAACGGAGAAAUGGGCGAGUGGCGGACGAACGACAGACGCAGAUCUCAGACCCUCACCGAUCUUGAGUUCACCAUGAACGGGGUCGUACCAAGAGAUCGAGAUCGCGAUCUGAGCAGGCCGAGGGUUAUUAGCGUCUCCGAAUUGGUCAUGAGUUUCGAGAAGUCCACUGGUGCCAUACCGAAAAGAUCAAGUUUGAAGCGUCAAAGUGAUAAUAGAUAUAGGACCCAACCAAUCACAUUCAACGAAUUCGAAGCCAGUUUAAACUACGUUCAGAGUCCGCAGCGCGAAGAAUUUCCGCGUUUGACGUUGACAAGCCCUCAGGGUAACAACCACAGUGUUCAGUCUCUUUUGGAUUUAACUUCGUCUUUGGAAAAUGAAAACAGACUGAGCAGUUAUUUAUCAAAUUCUGUGCCAAAUACUAGUUCCGAUAGCGGGGUAGGUAAGAUGUCUUCCGAUUCGGCGUUCCAGUCAUUGGGAGAUGGAUUGGAAUUGGAGCAAGAUGAUACGUCACCGAAGAAGGUGAUCCCGAAAUUAGAGAUGCAGAUGAAGGCCAUCGCCGAGGAGGCCAAGAAAAUGAAGCUGCUCAAAGUUAACGCUGGUAUUCAGAAGUAUAAAAACCGCUCGACCGUGUCUUCCACUAGUCGUUAUUCCACUCAACCCGUUACUCUGGAUGAGGUCCAAGAGGCUGCGAAGAUCAAACGCGAAGAUGAGGAGAAAGAAGACACUAGCGACGAAGAUCCGUGCAACUUGAGCCUAUCCGAGCGGAUAAAGCUGUUCACCAAGAAGCAGCAGGAGGAGCUGGACUCCGUAAAGCUGGAGAGCCCGAAGCGUCGCACUCGCUUCAUCACGCAACCUGUUACCUAUGAUGAAGUGAAAUCUGCGAUUUCCCUAAACUGUGACUAUUACACAAGAAGUCCAAGUCCUUACGCUUUAGAUUCUGAAAGCGAUCGUAAAGGAAUAUUGAAAGCGUCACCUAGGCAUAGAUCAAAGUCACCGCCUCCACCUUCACCUUACAAGAUGUUGAACUCCGACCCGAAGCCCAAGUCCAUCCUGAAAUCAGAGAGCGCCGCAGCCGUUCCAGAUUUCACCUACGAUGAAGGCAUAUCCUCCAACGACUCCGAUGAUACGGAUACGGAGAAUAGGCCGGGCGAUUUUAAAAUAAACCUGCUGAAGAAGUACUCCAGUUCCGACGAGUCUUCGGGAGGCAAAGAGAUACAAAGCAUCAUCGGCAGGGAAGCCAUGCUGAAGAGGCGCCAAUUAAGAUCGACAAAUAGCAAUGGUUGUGUCAUCCAGAAGAGCAAGAGUCAAGCAGGCGUAGCUGCAGAGCAGCAACGGCAGUUGGCAGCGGAGGCGGCAGCAGCGGUGGCAGCAGGAGGAAUCCGCAAGUCGAAGACGACGGACGCGAUGCGCCGUAUUGAGAAGAUCCAGGAGCAGCUCAAGCAGAGUGGAGACAACGACUGGAAGCGGCGCAUACCGACUUUGAACAAUUCGAAUCAGGAGAUCAACCUGCUCAACUCUAGGAAUUUGUACAAUGACGAAUUAUCCGAUUUCUCCAAUCUCAAGGCCAAGAAGGAUGAGCUGGACGCGUCUUCCAAGCAAUGGAAGUCUCGUGUCGAGAAGUCAGAUGCUACGAACUAUUCGGUUACCGGAAGGAUGCAGCAGAUCAAAGACGUGCCCAACAUCUCAAUUAACAUCUCCAUAGCCGAUAAGGUCAGGAGGAUGCCCAAAGCUAAACGUUUCAAAGGCAAAGAUGGGGAUGAUACGAAGGAGACCAUCUCUACCCCGGUUUCUCCGGAAAUCGAUAACGGCGGUACGUUCAGACGAAGUAUUUCCGUGCCGAAUAACGCGGAAAACGAUUCUUCCGGUUCCGAUAGUUCUUUGAGAUCUUCCGGUAGGAAAGUAAAAGUGACGAGGCCCGAUGACGACACCUUCCAGAGUUUCUUCCAGAGCGUGAAGGAAAUGAGGACCGAAGAACGGGUGGAAGUGUCUUUGGACGAUUUCGACUCUGUGAGUCGACAGACAGAGACGCUUUUGGUCCAAAAGAAGAAUGUACGAGUUCAGAGGCGCGUCAAAGGCGCCUCCAAGAAUCCUUUGAAGGUGCUCGCGGCGCGUUCCGACAUCCAGAGCGAAUACACUGAAGUUGCAACGGGAAUCGCAGAGAGAGAAUCGAAAAGACUGAACGUUGAAAAAUUGGCAAGAAAUUCUAAUUUGGCCAUGGAAGCUUUAGCCGGAUUAGCAAGCAAAGAAGAUUUUGCGGCAGUUUCUUUGAAGAAAGGUUCGAACAAUCACAUUUCGUAUUUGCCGUUCAACAACAUGAUGCUGCUGCAAAUCAAAGGACGGAGACACGUUCAGACGAGACUUGUAGAACCGGUAGCAACGAGCAUCAAUCAAGGUGAUAAUUACAUCUUAAUUACUCCGGAUGCUCUCUUCAAUUACAUCGGAAGCUAUUCGAACGUUAUAGAACAAUCACGCGCCGCCGAUAUUAUCAAUCACAUUCAGAGCACUCGCGACAUGGGUUGCAAAGUGGAGAAAGCGAUUGUUUUAGGAGAGAAAUCCUAUGGAUCAUCGAAGGAUUCGGACAAGUUCUGGAAGCUGCUCAAUGCGGACGAAAAGAAAAUCGUCGAAGCAGGGCAUCCGGACGAGGACGAAGUUUAUGAAACCAGAAUGAUUGAUACCAAUAUGAUUUAUUAUGUUGAAAACGAUGAGUUGGUGCCGCUCGAGGAAUACUGGGGUAAAAUCCCGAAGAUCGAGAUGCUCCAACCGUCGCGUGUUUUGGUAUUUGACUUUGGUAGCGAGAUGUACGUCUGGAGCGGCAAGACCGCUAAUCCUGAUGUGAAGAAAACCGCUCUUAACUUAGCAAAGCAAUUGUGGGAUAGUGGAUAUAAUUACUCGGAUUGUGAACUCUGUCCUCUGAAUAUUGCUAACGUAUUGGGAGCGAGAGCUAAAGUUGAUCAAUCUUUGAAAGCUGACGCUAGGCCGGAUUGGGCCAUCUUUGCCAAAAUUUCGCAGCACAGAGAGACUAUAUUAUUUAGGGAGAAAUUCUUGGAUUGGCCCGACUACAGUCGCGUGAUUCGCGUCAAGGACAGCGGAAACGAGAAGAACAACAGUGAGGCCACUAUUGACAUAAAACCGUGCAACGCGAAUGAAUUGAUCUGUGAGUAUGUCGAACCGAACUUUGAGACUGAGGGUAGUCUUUUGGGACGGGGUCGGAACUAUUUUAACGAAGAGACGAACAUCCACUCGGAGAUCAAGACACUGUCCGUGACAAAUAUGAGAAUUUUAGAAAAUACGUGGGAGGAGUUGCCGGAAGAAUCCAAAGGGCACUUUUACGAUGGUGACAGUUAUAUAAUACGUUGGAAGUUUAGGGUGACCGUGACUGGAAGGGAACUAAGUGGUAAACCAUCCAAACAUGCUCAAGUGGGCAGAGAUCGCUGCAUCUACUUUUAUUGGCUCGGAAAGAAUUCCUCCAUGAACGAACAAGGCGUUGCAGCUUUACUAACCAUUGAAUUAGAUAAAGUGGAAAAUGCGAAACAAUGCAGAGUAUUACAAGGAUUGGAACCUCCUGUAUUCUUGCAAUUAUUUGAUGGUAAAAUGUUUGUGCAUAGCGGAAAACGUGAUCAGGACAUUAAUGACGAGAGACUUUACAUCUGUCGCGGAGAAGUCGAGAGCGAAAGCAGUUUAGUCGAGGUUCCGUGUAGUAUGCGCAGUCUGAGGAGCAGAACUACCUUUGUUUAUGUCAAUAAGAAUACUGUAGUCGUAUGGAAAGGAUGCAAAGCCUCCGAUCAAACAAAGAAAGUAACAAAUACGAUGCAAGAAUUUAUUUUAAGCGAGAAACCAGAGGAGUUUGGUUUGGAAGAUGAAGUUGAGUUGAAGGUGUACGAGGAAGGACAGGAAGAUGAAUCGUUUUUGGAAUGUCUCGGAGAGAAGAGACACUUGUAUGAAAGUCUGCUGGAAAGUAACGAGAAAUACGAGGAAACCAUGAAACUGUUCAAGUUCAAUAGUAUUCACGGUAAAUUUGAGGUCACCGAAACUCUGUGCCAGCAUCGAAGCAAGGAUUUCGUUACGCCCUAUCCUUUUUUGCAAUCCGAAUUGUAUUCAGCUAAUCAGCCUGCGUUGUAUUUGUUGGACAACGGACAUGAGUUGUGGCUGUGGCAAGGUUGGUGGCCCGAGAGGGAUACCGACUUAGAGCUAAGCGAACAAACUGGAUCUGGAGCAAUCCGAUGGCAGGCGGAGAGGAAGGCUGCCAUGCAAACAGCUAUUGACUAUUGGGCUCUAAGGCAUCCCAACUUCGAAGCCAAAACGGCGCCCGCUUUCCUGGUUUGGGCCGGACUCGAACCACUCUCCUUUACCAAUCUAUUCCCUAUUUGGUGUGAUAGGGAUGAUAUUGCUGGAUUAAAUAUAAAGGAGGGAAAGAAAGCCGGAGACAAAGUGUUAAUCGAAAAAGAAUUGACGUUGCUGACAAGGACCACGUAUCCAUUGAGCGAACUGCUGCAGCGGCCGCUCCCGGAUGGCGUGAAUCCCACUCAUCUGGAAAACUACCUUUCAUUGGAGGACUUCGACAAGUUGCUUUCAAUGUCGAAGGAAGAGUUCCAAAAACUGCCGAUCUGGAAGCAGAAUUCUUUGAAGAAGGAGAAGGGGCUGUUCUGACCUAAGUUUGACCCGAUGUUUCUGUUAUUUGCUAGCAAAUUGGAAAGGUUUUUAAUGAAUUGUCUGGAGUCGCUGAAAUCGGUGAAAUUGAAGCGGGAUUCAUGGCCCUGACUCUUUUAUACGUAUAGGACUGAUGAAAUUGUUUAUUACUAUUAUGAUUAAUAUUAUUAUUUUGUUGUUAAUUUAUUUGUGUAUCUCGAUAUCUCAUAAUAACCUAAGCGGAAAGUUCUAAAUAAUAUUUAAGUACUUA